AUGAAGCUGAAGGUGCAUGCUGAUCGAAUGUCCCAGCCAUCCCGUGCGAUUCUCAUAUUUUGCAAAGUGAAUGGAAUAGAUUUUGAGGAGAUCACAAUCGAUUUAUCCAAGCGUCAGCACCUAUCUCCCGAAUUUCGAGCGAUUAACCCUUUAAGGAAAGUCCCUGCAAUUGUUGAUGGAAGGUUCAAGCUAUUUGAGAGUCAUGCAAUUCUUAUAUAUCUUGCUUCUGCGUUUCCAGGAGUUGCAGACCAUUGGUACCCAGGUGAUCUUUCCAGGAGAGCAAGAAUUCACUCUGUGUUAGAUUGGCAUCAUCAGAACUUGCGUCGUGGGGCAGCUGGAUUUGUUCUAAAUACUGUGCUAGCUCCAAUAUUGGGUCUACCACUGAACCAACAAGCAGCUGCUGAAGCUGAGAAAAUUUUGAUUUCAUCUUUGACAAAAAUAGAAAACAUUUGGCUUAAGGGGAAUGGACAGUACUUGCUUGGUGGCUUACGACCAUCCAUUGCAGAUCUCAGUCUGGUUUGCGAAAUUAUGCAAUUAGAGCUUUUAAAUGAGAAGGACCGUGAUCGUAUUCUUGGCCCACACAAGAAAGUUCAGCAGUGGAUUGAGAGCACAAGAAAUGCAACGAGGCCUCAUUUUGAUGAAGUUCAUAAAAUCCUUUAUAAGCUCAAAACGAAGCUUUAUGAGCAGCAAGCUAAUCAGGCAGAUAGCGUGACGGAAUCUAGGAUUAGAACCCCUCUAACUUCAAAGAUGUGA
This is a messenger RNA of Sphenostylis stenocarpa, 753 nucleotides long. The record is from the annotation of a GenBank genome assembly. NCBI's taxonomy places the organism in Eukaryota, Viridiplantae, Streptophyta, Magnoliopsida, Fabales, Fabaceae.